AUGGGGAAGAGCCCGCAGCAACAGCUCCAAGUCGCCAUCAUCGGCGCCGGCAUUGCAGGCCUCACGGCGGCGAUCGCGCUGAAGGACCACCCGGGCAUCAAUGUCCGGAUUUACGACAAGGCAAAGGAGCUACGAGAAGUCGGCGCGUCGAUUGCGCUCGGACCGAACGGUCUCCGGACGUUGGAGAAACUGGGAAUUCACAAUGCGCUCGACGAUUCCAUCGCGUUCCGCAACAAGUCGGGGUAUCCCAUGAUCUAUCGGCAUGCCGUCACAGGCGAGAUGGUCUCGGUUGACGAGCAUCGUGGCGACGUGGACGCGCGCCACAAGACGGCGCGCUUCUAUCGGCCGCAUCUGCAGCAGGCCCUCCUCGAGCACGUCGACGCCAGCCAGAUCCACCUCGGCAAGGCCUUUGAGACCAUCAGCAACGACGAAACGACGGGAAGGCUGAAGAUCGGCUUCACGGACGGCACCGGCAUCACGGCGGACUUGCUCCUCGGCGCGGACGGCAUCCACUCGGGGGUACGGAGCUUCUACGUGCCGUCGUCCCGGUCCAAGUGGACGGGCUGGACGGCGUUCCGGGCGGUGUACCCCGUCUCGCACGUGGCGCACAUCCCCGACCUGCCGGAGGAAGCGGAGCACUGGUGGGGGACGGAUCGGACGUGGUUCAUGUCGAAGCUGGGCAAGGGCCUCUUCUGCAUCGUCGCCUCGCACCAGAGCGACCCGGACGCGGCGGACGCGCCGUACAAGGAGACGGUGUGGAACACGGACGGCGACGUCGGGCUGAUCAAGGAGCACUACAAGGGCUGGCACCGGCUGGUGCGCGACAUCAUCGACGCGACGCCGGCGGACUCUGUGAAGGUGUACCCGAACGCGUCAGCGCACGGGCUGGAGAGCUGGGUGAUGGGCGGAGGGCGGGUAACAUUCGCGGGCGACGCGGCGCAUGCGCACGGCGGAGCGUUCGCGGCGGGCGGCAGCCUGGCCAUCGACGACGCGUGGGCGUUUGCCUCGGCGGUCCGGCACGUCUACCCGGCGUCGGCGACGGAGGUGCCGGCGGCGGGGGAGAUUGCGAGGGCGCUUAGGCUGUACCAGAAGACGAGGAAGGCGCACACGGACCGGGUGCUGGAGACGGUGCACUCGACCAACAGGAGCAAGGUGGCGAGGCUGGGCGUGGACGAGACGGACGAGGGCCUGCGGGCGAGGAUGAAGAACCGCGUCGAGCCGGUCUGGAUCCACGAGCACGACGUCGAGGCGGUCUUCAGGCAGGUCCUGGCAGACGAGGCCGACGCGAACGAGGGGUCCAGAAAGGUGGCGGCGGCAGCACAGGUGGCGGAGGUGCAGAUAGAGAGCCGUCUUUGA
This is a messenger RNA of Colletotrichum graminicola M1.001, 1356 nucleotides long. RefSeq lists its product as uncharacterized. The record is from RefSeq and is a predicted model, not a curated record. The transcript has 2 exons. Lineage: Eukaryota; Fungi; Ascomycota; Sordariomycetes; Glomerellales; Glomerellaceae. Gene Ontology annotation, biological process: secondary metabolite biosynthetic process. Bases 1 to 1356 code for a protein of 451 amino acids. Gene Ontology annotation, molecular function: FAD binding.